AUGUUGCUACUAGUGCAUGGUGGCGCCGGCACAAUCGAGCCUCAGUACGUGCCCCUCAAACUAGCCGGCGUUAAACAAGCGGUGAGAGUUGGCUACGAAGCACUGGCCAAUGGCCGGUCGGCUGUGGACGCCGUGGAGGCCGCCGUCAGGCAUAUGGAAAACGAUCCGAUUAUGAAUUGUGGCUACGGGUCAGCGCUGACGAGCGCCGGCACUGUUGAAUGCGAUGCCUUUAUAAUGGACGGUCGGACACUUAAGUCGGGCGCUGUGGCCGGAGUGCAACGGAUACGUCACCCGAUAUCGUUGGCCAGGGCUGUGAUGGACCGCACGGACCACUGCCUGAUGAUGGGCACGGGUGCCGAAAGCUUGGCACAGGAGGUGGGCAUCGAUUUAGUGGACAACGAAUCACUCGUGCACGAGAUCGCACAGAAACGAUUGAAUGCUUACAAAAUUUUAAAACAAAAAGCGGCCGAAGGUAUGCCGAGUGGUGGGACUGCGCCAACUAAUACUACCAAUACUAUUGCCAAAGCGUUGGGCGCCGGGCGGGGAGAGCACGACACUGUGGGCGCUGUGGCCGUCGACUGGGAGGGCAAUUGCGCGGCCGCCACCUCAACGGGCGAAUUGACUGGCAAACGGGUCGGUCGUGUGGGCGACAGUCCUAUCAUUGGGGCCGGCGGUUACGCCGAC
Messenger RNA from Medioppia subpectinata, 684 nucleotides. Lineage: Eukaryota; Metazoa; Arthropoda; Arachnida; Sarcoptiformes; Oppiidae. The record is from the annotation of a GenBank genome assembly.